AUGAUUCGUCCACAGUCUGAGAAUUUUUGGUACAGUGAAUCUGAAUUUGAAAUCAUGAAAAGAACUCUGGAAUCCGCCAAGAUCCUAGGGGCAGAUGGCUUUGUUUUCGGCAUUUUGAACAAAAUACCAGAAGAUGGGAAGCAACAUGCACUGUCGUGGGUUGACGUCAGCAGAAACAAACAGCUUGUUCAGCUGGCAGGUGGAAAACCGUGCACUUUCCACCGUGCAUUUGAUUGCAUCCCCGAGUCAUGUUGGGACGCCGCAUUCUCACAAAUCACCGAAUGUGGGUUUGCUGCGAUCCUUACCAAUGGGGGUCCAUCUAGUGACAAGGCCAUUGAUUGCGUCGACAAGUUGGCUACCCUUGCGUCAAAGCAGGAUCACCUCUUCAGACAACUAGCUCGGACAGGUAUCCCGGUGCCAGAUAUUAUUGUUGGAGGAGGAGUCAGAUCAACAAAUAUUCAGGCGUUACUGAAAGGUACAAACGCGCAUGUCUUUCAUUCAAGUGCGUUGAAGACAUCCAGUGAAGUCGUUGAAAAGAAGGAGGUUGAGAAGCUGAGAGAAUCCUUGAUGAUGCUUCGUAGGUCGCCUGAGGGGCAAUACAGCAUUGGUUAA
This is a messenger RNA of Penicillium macrosclerotiorum, 612 nucleotides long. RefSeq names its product copper homeostasis protein CutC. The transcript has a single exon. Gene Ontology annotation, molecular function: copper ion binding. The coding region runs from base 1 to 612 and encodes 203 amino acids. NCBI's taxonomy places the organism in Eukaryota, Fungi, Ascomycota, Eurotiomycetes, Eurotiales, Aspergillaceae. The record is from RefSeq and is a predicted model, not a curated record.